AUGGUUGUACUGGCUUUAGCUGCCGCCCAAACUGGAUACGAGUACAAUAAGCCUGGAAAACCUUUCGGUCAAGGAACUACACCAAACCGCCCGGGGUAUUCCCCUGGAGUGUCUAACAACUAUCCUGGCGGUCCAACUACCCCUUCGUAUUCACCUGGAUCUCAACAUGAUUACCCUGGUUCAGGGUCAACACCUGGCAUUCCAUCUGGACCAACCGGUUAUCCGUCUGGUCCUAGUCAGGGCUAUCCCGGGUCCACAAACCAGCCACAAACUGGAUACCCAGGACAAGGGCCAAGCGGUCCUUCUACAGGAUAUCCUUCAUCAGGCAGCCAACCAACACAUGAUCAAGGUCAUCAUUACCAAAAUCAAGCUGGGCAAAAUUAUCCUGGACAAAAUUAUCAAGGACAACAAGGCCAAAAUUAUCCAGAACAACCUGGUCAAUCUUCAGGACGUCCUGGAACGAUAGAAUUUGGUCAAGGCGGCUAUGAUGGUACCUUAGGCCCAAGUGGUUCUGGAUUUCAUGCGUCUGGUCCCGGAUUUAGUGCAGGAGGAACAGGACCUAACGUUGGACCAUCUGGAGUAGGAAGUCAUGGAUUUCCAGGAUCAGGUAGCAGUGUUCAAAAUACUGGAGCUUAUGAAAAUGGCGAUUACUCUGCUAUUCCCGGUCAACCUGAUGUGGACUACCCUAUCAUUUCGGAAAUCCCACAAACGUCAUUCAAAUGUGAUGAUCAACAAUAUCCUGGUUAUUACGCUGACGUCGAAACCCGUUGUCAAGUGUUCCACGUUUGCGCAAAUAAUAGAACAUACGACUUCCUUUGUCCUAAUGGCACUAUCUUUUCCCAACAAGUUUUCGUUUGUGUCUGGUGGAACCAAUUUGAUUGCAAUUCAGCUCCAAGUUUGUAUGAAUUAAACGCUAAUCUCUACGAUUUAUCUACGUCCAAACCCUCACAAGGUGGUUUGCUAGCUUCUAACGAUUUUACCCAGGGCACACAAGGAUCUUCUUCAUACCCUGGACAGCAAGGAUCUUCUGGAAAUUAUCCAGGAACUACAGGACCCCAGGAAUCAACAGGAUCUUAUCCCGGACUAAGUGGCUCGCCAGGUCCAUCUUCUGGGAACUUCGGUAGUUCUAGACCUCAAGAACCCUCUGGAUUGUAUCAAGGAAGCGUAGGACCAUUACCUUCAUAUCCAGGAAGUUCCGGAUCUCAAAACCCAUCUGCGGCAUAUCCGGGAACAUCCAGGCCACAAGGUCCAUCUUCCUACCCUAGUAGUGCAGGAUCUCAAAGCCCUUCAUCUUACCCUAGUAGUGCCGGAACUCAAGGCCCAUCAUCAUAUCCAAACAAUUCUAGGCCACAAAGUCCUACUUCAUCUUACCCAAGUAGCACUGGAUCACAAACAUAUCCAGGAUCACAGGGUACAACAAAUUAUCCUGGUUCAGGAACAGGAGGAAAUCAAGGCUAUCCUUCAGGUAAACCAAAUGGUCCAAGCUUUCCCUCUGGUUUGAGCAGACCCCAAGGUGCUUCUAAACCAAACAGAGAAUACCUCCCUCCAAGAAAUCAAUAA
Diatraea saccharalis (sugarcane borer) is the source of this 1560-nucleotide messenger RNA. The record is from the annotation of a GenBank genome assembly. Lineage: Eukaryota; Metazoa; Arthropoda; Insecta; Lepidoptera; Crambidae.